Molecule: messenger RNA, 3482 nt
Organism: Prunus persica (peach)
Lineage: Eukaryota; Viridiplantae; Streptophyta; Magnoliopsida; Rosales; Rosaceae
Product: probable LRR receptor-like serine/threonine-protein kinase At1g07650
Exons: 24
Coding region: 213-3275 (1020 amino acids)
Biological process (GO): protein phosphorylation
Molecular function (GO): ATP binding; protein kinase activity; protein binding
Source: RefSeq, a predicted model, not a curated record
GAACACAAGCAUGAUUAGUAUGAAUAUGAAAUAAGAAAGGCCCCACUCUCACUGAAGGGUCUUGCCCUCCUUGCCUAUAAAUAGGUAAUGGUUUGUGUGCAUUGUACAAGCCCGAGUAAGAAAGAACAGUGCCGAUGAGAUAAAGAGAGAGAGAGAGAGAGAGAGAGAAAUUCCGAGAGAGUUUUCUUACCAUUGUAGUGCAUCAAGGAUAAAUGGCAAGAGGAGUUAAUUGUAUUGCUCCAAAAACCAUCAUGAACCUUAUUAUGCUCAUUUCGGUUCUCUGCUUAUGCACCAAAUCAGUCGAAGUUGAAGCACAAGCUUCGCGUCUGCCUGCUGCAGAAGUGGAAGCACUAAAAGAAAUAGCAACACAAGUGGGAAAAAAAGACUGGAACUUCAGCAUAGAUCCAUGCAGCAAGGACACAAAUUGGAAUACCCCAGAAUCUGCUGACUCUCUAUACAGCAACAUUCUCAUAUGCAGCUGCACCUACCCCGAUGGUUUCUGCCAUGUUGUCAGCAUUUCUCUUCAAGGGCAAGAUCUUGCUGGUGUAGUUCCACCAUCUGCUGCAAAGUUACCCUACCUAACAACAGUACGUUUUACCAGGAACUACCUUAACGGUACUAUACCGCGUGAAUGGGCUUCUACAAAGUUGAAAUAUCUGUCCGUCGAUGUGAACAAUUUAUCAGGACCAAUCCCUGGCUACUUGGGAAACAUAAGCACCCUAACACAUAUAAGCUUGAAAAAUAAUUACUUUUCUGGAACUGUUCCUCCUGAGCUUGGGAAAUUGGUUAACUUGAACAAUCUCAUUCUUAGUGCAAACAAUCUCACAGGAAAGUUGCCACUGGCUCUUACUAAUCUGACUAAGUUAACAGAACUUACGAUUAGCAGUAACAACUUCACAGGAGGAAUACCUGAUUUUAUUCAAAGCUGGAAGCAACUUCAGAAAUUAGAGAUCCAAGCUAGUGGUCUCCAAGGGCCCAUUCCGUCUAGCAUUUCUGCCUUGAGUAAUUUAACAGAGCUAAGGAUCAGUGACAUAAAUGGACCGGGUUCAGAAUUUCCACCUUUGAGUAGUAUGACAGGCAUGGAAAAAUUAAUGCUGAGGAGCUGUAACUUAUCUGGACGCAUCCCCGCUUAUAUAUCAGCAAUGACAAGCUUGAAAAUAUUAGAUCUCAGCUUCAACAGAUUGGAAGGAGACAUUCCUGAUUUAGCAGCUCUGAAAAAUUUGGAAUACUUGUAUCUAACAAGCAAUUUGCUCACUGGAUCUAUUCCAAACUGGAUCAACAGCAGAGAAUACCAGAUAGAUGUUUCUUACAAUAAUUUUUAUCCGAGCUCUGAGCCAGCUUGUGGUAGAGAAACCCUGAACUUCUUCAAAAGCUUUUCUGCACGAGACAACUCUACUUAUAGAUCAUUUGGAGAGUGCCUGAGCAGCUAUCCUUGUCCAAAAGAUCGGUACUCAUUACAUAUAAAUUGUGGUGGAAAGGCAACCACCAUUGGAGGAAUUAACUUUGAAGGGGAUCCAGACCUAGGAGGUGCAGCAAAAUUUGUUCCUGUGAGACCUAUCUGGGGAAUCAGUACUACUGGACAUUUCUGGGAUGCUAACCCCACCUCUAAUGACUACAUAGCAAAUAAUGCAUCCACACUUGGAAUGAACAACUCUGAGUUGUACACAAGUGCACGCCUAUCUCCUCUUUCUCUCACGUAUUAUGCACGCUGUUUCGGAAAUGGAAACUAUACUGUGAGACUUCACUUUUCGGAGAUAAUAAUCCGAGGCAAUAGAUCUUUUUACAGUCUUGGAAGACGGAUGUUUGAUGUCUAUAUUCAGGAGAAACUCGUGUGGAAGGAUUUUGACAUUGAAAAGGAAGCACAAGGGGUUGAUAAGGAAGUCAUUAAGGACUUUAAAGCAGUUGAGGUUAAGAACAAAACUUUAGAGAUCCGAUUUCAUUGGUCUGGGAAAGGGACAACAACUGCUCCAAAGAAAGGAACAUAUGGUCCUCUUAUAUCAGCUAUCUCUCUAGAGUCUGAGUUCACGCCUCCUCAUGAUAAGAAAAGCAAGGUACCUAUUGUGGUGGGAGCUUCGGUUGGAGCUUCGGUUUUGUGCCUCAUUUUCUUGAUUUUAGGCAUUCUUUGGUGGAAAGGCAGUCUGGAUAGCAAGACAUCAAGGGAAAAAGCUCUUAGAGAACUGGAUCUGCAAACUGGUUUUUUCACCUUCAAGCAAAUUAAAGCCGCCACUAAUAACUUUGAUCCUAUAAACAAAAUCGGGGAAGGCGGUUUUGGAUCUGUCUACAAGGGUUUAUUAUUGGAUGGUACUAUAAUUGCAGUUAAGCAACUAUCAUCCAAAUCAAAGCAAGGAAAUCGGGAAUUUGUGAAUGAAAUAGGCAUGAUUUCUGGUUUACGACAUCCAAAUCUUGUUAGAUUGUAUGGAUGCUGUGUUGAAUCAAACCAGUUACUGUUGGUAUAUGAAUACAUGGAAAACAACAGCCUUGCACGUGCUUUGUUCGUUCCGGAGGAAAGUCCUUUAAAAUUGGACUGGUCUACAAGGCAGAAAAUAUGCAUAGGCAUAGCAAGAGGUCUGGCUUUUUUGCAUGAGGAAUCAGCACUGAAGAUUGUACAUAGAGACAUUAAAACUACAAAUAUAUUACUAGACCGAGACCUUAACUCCAAGAUAUCGGACUUCGGGUUGGCCAAGCUUGACGAAGAGGAGAACACCCACAUUAGCACUAGAAUUGCUGGAACUAUAGGAUAUAUGGCGCCAGAAUAUGCACUAUGGGGUUAUUUGACCUACAAAGCAGAUGUCUACAGCUUUGGUGUUGUUGCAUUGGAAAUUGUUGCUGGAAAGAACAACAUGAAAUAUCGACCAAAUGAGAACUUUGUAUGCCUUGUGGAUUGGGCUCUUGUUUUACAACAAAAAGGGGAAUUAUUGGAGCUGGUGGAUCCAAGAUUGGGGUCCGAUGUGAGUGAGGAAGAGGCCAUUAGGAUGAUUAAAGUUGCUCUCUUAUGCAUCAAUGCAGCACCAGCGCUUAGGCCUACCAUGUCUGCAGUAGUGAGUAUGCUUGAAGGGCGUACGGCUGUUCAUGAAUUGGUCACGGAUCCAAGUACUUACGGUGAUGAACUGAGGCUAACAGCCUUGACAAACCAGUUUGAUCACAGUUCAUCACAGAAUCCAAGUGAAACUCAGAGCCUUAUUCCUUCAUCAUCAGAUGCACCACGGAUUGGUUCUUCUGCUACUACUACGUCUUCUGAUCUCUAUAAAAUCAAUCCCAGUACCAGUUCUUGCUAAUGUAAAUACUAGGACUCAAGAUUUCACGUUGGGAAAAUAGCAUAUCCUAGAGUGGUUUAUGAGCUCUUAAACAUUAUUUUCUCACAAGUAGGUUUUUAGAGACAAGUUCUACCCAUGAAAUCUUCACAAUAAACAUUUCUUCGCGCUUAACUACGCAAAUGCUGGUGUAAUGAUAAACAAACUAGCAGUCGUACGUAUCUUUUCAAA